This is a messenger RNA of Lagopus muta (rock ptarmigan), 7274 nucleotides long. RefSeq names its product solute carrier family 18 member B1 (gene SLC18B1). Gene Ontology annotation, biological process: transmembrane transport. Bases 69 to 1445 code for a protein of 458 amino acids. Gene Ontology annotation, molecular function: transmembrane transporter activity. The transcript is spliced from 14 exons. Lineage: Eukaryota; Metazoa; Chordata; Aves; Galliformes; Phasianidae. The record is from RefSeq and is a predicted model, not a curated record.
GCGUUACCAGCACGCGGCCGCUGCCAGAGGAGGCGGUGCCGGCCAUUGCGAACCCGCCGCUCUUCCCCAUGGGCAGCCGCGCGGCGGACGGUGCGGGGCCCGAUCGGCCGCCAGAGGAUGGCACGCCAGAAGCACCAGGUGAGGAAUCGAGUAGGCUUACCAGGCAGCAGCUAUUUACCAUGCUUGCAGCAGCUUCCAUAAACUUCAGCUCAAUGAUAUGCUAUUCCAUCCUGGGCCCCUUUUUCCCUGGAGAGGCAGAAAAAAAAGGUGCCAAUAACACAGUUGUUGGCCUGAUUUUUGGAUGUUUUGCUUUGGUCAAUUUCUUGACUUCUUUAAUCUUGGGAAAUUAUCUUACAAAGAUUGGAGCAAAAUUCAUGUUUGUGGCAGGGAUGUUUGUUUCUGGAUGGGUAACAAUUCUAUUUGGAAUGUUGGACAAGGUUCCAAGUGGACCAAUGUUCAUUGGUUUGUGCUUUUUAGUAAGAGCAAUGGAUGCAAUAAGUUUUGCAGCAGCAAUGACAGCAUCAUUUUCAAUCCUUGCAAAGGCAUUUCCCAAUAAUAUAGCUACUGUCCUGGGCAGCCUUGAAAUUUUUACAGGGCUUGGACUGGUGCUGGGCCCACCUUUAGGUGGCUUUUUGUACCAAUCCUUUGGUUAUGAGAUCCCUUUUGUUACACUGGGAUGUGUGGUAUUGCUCCUAGUGCCUAUGAAUAUGUGCUUACUACCAAAUUAUGAUUCGAUCCCCACCAAGGAGUCAUUUUGGAAGCUCGCUCUUCUACCAAAAGUCUUAUUUCUCUGUUUUACUAUAUUUUCUCUAAGUGCAUGCUUGGGCUUCUUGGAUCCCACAAUGUCUCUAUUUAUCUUAAAGAAGUUCAAACUCCCAGCUGGAUAUGUGGGCUUAGUGUUCCUGGGUUUGGCACUCUCAUACUCCUUGUCUUCUCCCCUCCUUGGACUCCUAAGUGACAAAAUGCCACACCUCAGGAAAUGGCUGCUGGUGUCAGGAGGCCUAGUAACAGCCAUGUGCUUUUUCUUGUUAGGACCUGCUCCUGUACUGCACAUUGAAAGUCAGUUGUGGAUGUUUGUCCUAGUGCUGGUUUUCCUUGGCUUUUCCCUUGGAAUGAGUGCUAUCCCAGUAUUUCCAGAGAUACUGCAGUGUGCAUAUGAAAAUGGAUUUGAAGAAGGCUUGAGUCUACUGGGGCUGGUGUCUGGGCUCUUUAAUGCUGUGUGGUCCCUUGGGGCAUUUGUAGGUCCCACUUUAGGAGGAUUUCUAAAUGAAAAGCUGGGUUUUGAAUGGGCGUCAGCCAUCCAAGGAGGAUGGGCAGUGUUAAGUGGACUUGCAAUUGGAAUAUUUUAUAUUGCUGAGGCCACAAGGAAAAGCUCCAGUUCCAGCCUGCAAAACCCUUCUAGUGAUAAUGAAGAAAGAACUCAUCUACUGGGUAGUGAAACAUAGCCAGAAAUGAGUUUGAUUCUCUGUUUGUUAUUGUAGUUUAACUUAGUGUUGAAGUGAGCGGGCUUAACAGUGUUUUGUUGUUGUGGUCUUGGGAUACAUGAUCUCCCUAAUGAAUGACCAGUUGUGGUUUAGUUGGAGCUGCAUCACUGUUUUGAAACACUAAACACUGACUGCCUUUCUUUUGGAAGUCCUCACAUGGAUUGGCUGCACUGAUAAGUAACCUUCAAAUGUCAGCCUGUUUAAUUGUAUUCUGUAUACAGUGUACCACUGUAUGUGAAGAGGUGCAUUUUUAAAUGUCUGGCUACUGUACUUGAGCCUGCUGUGCAUUACUCUCAGAUAAAGCUACUAUUUUGCUACUAUGAUUUUUCUCUAUUCUUUUUUUAGAAGAAAGACUAUCUUGUAAUACCUUAACUGACACUGUAAAAUUUUGAAACAGAAUUUUGAAGUGGCAAAGCAUUUAAGCAUAAUGCUGUUUUCAAUAAAACAACUUCUUUUUUUCCUAAGUUCUGUGAAUUUUCUUGAACAGGAAAAGUCUUUGUGUCUGCUAGCAUUUAUAAUAUACAAAAGUGCCUGAAAAUGAGAAGUAAACAUCUCCAUGCAGAAUUGAUUUCCAGUCUUGGAGGAGAUGGGGUACUCCAAGUGUGUGUGUGUGUGUGUGUGUACACAUACAUUCCUCUAACAUGUGGAAGCCUAGGUUAGUCUGUGAGAUAACUGUUUUGCUAGUAAAUGCCAGCUGCAGUGUUUGUCCCAGUUGCCUGUGCAAUAAGUGUGUCUAUCAGAAGUCUAGGGUCAACAGAGAGGAAAAAAAUCUCCUUCUAGAUACUAAGCACAAAAGGUGAUGUGAACUGAGAUAUGGACAUGCCCAGCAAACUGACUCUAGAUUUUUAGAAUUCAGUUGUGGCAUGAGUCUUAGUUUGUCCUUGAACCCAGAACUAGGCCCUGGAAGAGGUACUCUGUGCUAUCCAUUUGUCUCAUAGAUAAGGAAAAUGGUUUACCCCUAGGUUUGCAAUCAACUUUUUUGUAGUGAGUAGCCAGUGGAAUUUACAUGAAAAAUUUUCUGCCAGAGCUCUUUUUUGGGUACUAAUGAGAAAAACUGCUGUGAGAGAGCUGAAUAGGGUGCCAAAAAGCAGAAAAGCAAUGGCUUUCUGUUUGUGUCUGGUAUUAGAUCUUUCUGAAAUCUAGAGUGUACCACUCAGCCUGUUUUAAAAUGCCAGUCCUGCCCUUACUGUGGGUGAGGCAGGUGAGAGGGAACUGAGAAAACUAGAGAUAAAUGCAAAGGGUACAAGGUACAAAUCCAUAGAAAUGAGAUUUCAUUCACUCUGAGAAAUCACCCACUUUCCUACCUGAUUUGUGCUGCUAGGAGUUGAAGUGGUAAGGAUUUACAAGAACACAAAUGUCACUGAAAAUAAUGAGCUGUCCUGCAGCCCACGAGCUUCUCCAGUUGUCCAGUAGAAACAGUAGAAAAUUAACAGGUCUGGCACUACAUCUUCUCUCUCCCUUCUUUCAUGUUUGCAGUAGAAGUUAAAAAAACAAACAAAUAAAAAAACCCACAACCUAAAUUGAGGUCCUGGUUUCCAGAUCUGUUCUUCAGAUUAACUCUCAAACCUCCUGCUGUGAUUAUCUAGGAGUCCAGGAACUAUGGUUGAAGAGCAGUGGAAUCUCCUAUGGAAAACUGAGUGCUCCCAUGUCUGGUGCUGUUAUUCUGUCAUCCAAUGGCAGGUCUAAAUACCCAGUUUGCUUUAUUAGUGUAGUCGUACAGUCUAAAAUUGUGAAUAAAUACAAUGCAUAAGUAAACUCAUUUGGAGCAGUGCUGAGCUGGUGGUGGCACCAUUCGCAUCCAAACAGCAGUGCUGACCUCAGGGCCAGUUCCCUGCCCACACCCUACUAGAUCUGCGUGUGCUUUUUUUUUUUUUUCCCUCAGGUUUCCCAAACUGGCUUUCUUCUGCUGUGACCUGGGCUUACAUUAACCUACCUUCCCACAGCAAUGAUGUGUUUGAAUAGUUCGCUAAUCUGGCCAGCAGUGUUUCUUCAAUUGCUGCACAGCAGUGACUUCUGUAUCAGUAGCGUAAUGCAGAUUGCUCAAUGCUCGCAACUCUCUGACCUUUCGUUUUGGGAGGUUUUUGACACAUGGGGAUUGUGUUGCAUGGUGUCGACUUCCUAGCACUUCAAGGAACUCACAGGUUUCUGCAAGACCUUCCUUAUUAAAGUUCCCUGUCUUUGCUUGCCCCUGUCCUCCUCUUGGGUGACUUCAGGUUUCAGGUAUGGGGCUUUUGAGGUCUCAUAGCUUUGCUGUGGUUUUGGUGCUGUCUGCUCCUGAUGCCUGGGCCUCAGACAGCAAUGUCACAGCUGCCUACAAGCAGUGUGCACUUGUCAGAGGACAGAGAAAUGUCUGCUUCUCCUGAGGAGGCCUUGUUGUUGAUGGCAGAAAUAUGGAUAUUUUGGAAGCGGCUGUCAAUGAAGCAGCAGGUAGGUAUUAUGACUUAAUUAGAGCCAUUCAUUUUGGUAAAUGCUUGUCAACUACGGAGAGGGGGGGAGAUGUUGUCUUUUGUUUUUCUGUGUCAAUACUAGGAUGCCUGUAUUGUUGUGACUCCUGAAGAUGGUAUUUGUGGCUGGGUCUUCAUGGGGAGAACAGUAUAUGCUUAUCUUGAGAAUAUUCCAGACCCCCAGGUGGACUGCAUUCCAUGUACUGAUUCUGAAAGGUAUAAUCUUUGCUACAGAAGGGGAACAGUACAGUUGAGAAAAACAACUGCAUUGAGGAUUGCUUAUGCAUAUCAUUUAAAAUGUCUUGGGGCAACUGUUAGAGGAAGAGAAUUUAGACUUUGUUAGUUGCCAUAGAUAGCUUCAGACGACUUCCUAGAUUUUUUUUUUUUUCCGUAAAUCUUUUUCACUUUAAUUCUUAGAAAAGUUUAUUUCUUCAUAGAAAAUGUGUGUAUUAGUAUGCUCAUGAAGAUCAAGAUUUAUAUAAAAGAAAUAAUGGCCAUUUAAUGUUAACAUAUUUUACUUCCUUCAAAUUAAAGUGUGGUAUUGUUCUGACCCAGUUCUUUUUGACAUCACUGCAUUAUAAAGGGAAGGAAGCUCAAGUUUUAUUUUUCCUUAAUAAAUUGUACCAUUUUUAGUGGCUUACAAGGAGGCUGCGGGAAGAUCUCUUUGGUCCCUCCAGCAGCCUGAAAGGAGGUUGCAGUGAGAAUGGUGUCUCUCUCCUUUCCUCAGGUAACAAGCGAUGGAACAAGAGGAAACAGUCUCAAGUUGUGCUAGAGGAUGUUUAUGCUGGACAUGAGGAAGUAUUCCUUCAUGGAAAAGGGUGAUCAGGCGUAGGAAUGAACUGCUCAAGUGUUGAAGAGAUGUGUGAUCGGUGCACUGAGUUUAUUGAUGAGACCUGGUAGAUCAGGUUGAUGGUUGGACAUGAUGAUUCUGAAAGGCUUUUCCAGCCCGGUGGCACUAAGAUUCUGUGAAUUUAUGAAAGAUAAUGGAGCACAAUGUAGAAGAAACAAAUUCUGAGCUACAUCAUGAUAGCAGCUGAAUCAAGAGCUGAAGCAGAAUGCUAAGAUCUCCUCAGAUGUCAAGGUCACAUCAUUGUUCUACAGGACAGCAGCAAAAAAGAGAACUAGAAGGUGCAGAGAUUAACUUUCACUAUGAGGAAACUGCUGUGUUCCUCAGUUAUUUGAUUUAAGAUAAAGCCAGAGUUUCAGCAUUCUAAGCUUUGAAACACAAAACCGCUGCCUCCUGUUGAACAAUGGAAAACAAUUGUAUGAAAAGCAACUAAACUAAACUAAACUGAUUAUUUUAGUGGUCUUUAGUUUUAGUUUUGGCAUUUAUACUGUUUUUGAUGUCUUAUUUCCUUCCCUCCAUGCUGAUUUGCCUGACCAGUACAGAAAAGACUGAGCUGUGCUGGCAAGGAAUUAUUCCAUCUACGUGGUUGUGAAUAUGGGGAACCAGAAGCCAUGUAAGUUCAGUGAUCCAAGGUAACCAAGAGUGAUGGUUACUACCAGUACAAUACCAACAUUGUCUUUGAUUCCAAAAGGAAACUGGUGGCUUGUUAUCACAAGGUACAACAAUUCUAUGAAGUUCAGGAACUGGAUGAUACGUGGGUAAUGAAAAAUGUGGAAUAAAGGCUACUUCUCAGGCUUAAGUGUACUUGUACAUAGAGUCGUUAUUUAGCAGACAUCAGCAAGGAAAAGUCACUCCUUUAAGAUACCUUCACUUCUGCUAUUCUUUAAUUAAUAGCAAGUAAUGAAAUGAAAUUUAAUCAAAACUCUUAGGACCAUCUAUUUUUAGUGUUUAUCAGUUGGAAGUAGCAUGAAGCAUUAAAACUUUAACUUCCUGAACUCCUGCUAAGUAGAAAUCUCUUUCACUUCUGUAAAUCAGGAUCACAGAUAUUUGUGCUUAAUUCCUCUUGCAAUGGUUUGAAUUUUCCUUUUCAAAAUUAAGUAACAUGUUCACAAAACAUAUUCUCAAUUACUUGUAUUUAAGUGAAUGAAUGCUAUAAUUAAUAUUAUUGAUUCCAACCAUUUGAUUCCUUUUCUAAAAUACUUUUCUGUCAACAAACAAUACAUCCUUUUUUUGUGACAGAAACAGUUUAAUUGCCCAAAGGAUCCAGAAUUUUUGACUUCCGAUGCAUCCUUUGGAUACUUUGGCGUCUUCACUUGUGCAGACAUACUCUUUUGUAAUCCAGCUAUGGUUUUGGUGAGCACAUUUCAGAUUGUCAACAUUCUAUUUUCAACUGCUUCUGUUAAUAACUCUCCCACUUUUGUUGGUGAUCCAGUUCCACUCAGGUAUGGGAAUGCAUGUCAAUUUUCUCUCAGCAAAUGCACACAACUCUUCUUUGGAUACAAAAGGUACUAUGAUAUUUGUCUUGUUCAGAAGGAAAACAUUUAUGUAUUUGUAACUCUGUUGUCCUGACCUGAAAUACCCAUAACUUUUGGGCAUACAUACAAAUGUAAACAGGAUUAAGACUUCUACAAAUAAAGAGGAAAUCAAAAUGUGAUAUAUAGCAACUCAGAAAUGUUUAAGAUAGCUGGAGUACCUUUGGUGCCUUUUAAAGUGAUAAUUCCUGAGAUUUCAUGUGUGUGAUUGGUUCUUCAUCUUCUGACUCACAGAAGUGGCGCUCAUCAAUGUUUUGUUCGUGUUAAGGCCCAAACUUUUUUUCUCCACUAGGUGGAAGCAUAGUGCUAAGCAAUGCUCCUGAGAGUCUGGUAAACUACAGAAAGUUCUCUUUGCAGGCUCUUCACUGUGCAGUUUUCUUGAAAGGAUGGUAGAAGUAAAGCACAGAUUUAAUGUUUUCAGAAUGAGAGAAACUUACUGGUGCUGCUAAAAAGUAUCCUUAAAAAUUACCCUUGAAAUAAAAGCAAAUACAAGCUGUAUCUAUUCUCAGUAAUUGAUGACUGUAAGCCAGACAACUCAUAUUGUUUAUAGAUAGUUUUACUCUUGGCUUUAAAGAUACAUUUACAUGAAGAGCUUGCAUAGGAAUGUGACUUUUGGUAAUUUAAUUCUUUACAGGUAAUGUUUUUUACUCAAUAACAUUAGUGUUCACUUUAAUCAGAAGCACUCCUUUUUCAAGUGGAUCUAGUGGAUUUCUAGUGGAGCUAAACUUAAGAAGAAACGUACAUCUUCAACUACUUAAAUCCUAUCUUACAGCAUAGUGUACUAAUUUUGUGACUUACAGUACAAGAAACAUCAGAGUUCCUUUUACUUCUCAUUGAUAGCAAAAAAGCUUUAGAUCAGGACUGUAGUCUGUGAAGACCUGAUUUAGUUUCAGAACAGUCCAGUAGACAUGUUUAGCUAGAAAAGUCUGCUGACUUGUGCUUUCUUUCAGAUCAAAAGCUUACUGGU